Tachysurus vachellii is the source of this 907-nucleotide messenger RNA. Its product is annotated as glutaredoxin domain-containing cysteine-rich protein 2. NCBI's taxonomy places the organism in Eukaryota, Metazoa, Chordata, Actinopteri, Siluriformes, Bagridae. Bases 186 to 905 code for a protein of 239 amino acids. Gene Ontology annotation, biological process: sensory perception of sound. The record is from RefSeq and is a predicted model, not a curated record. The transcript has 3 exons.
UACUUCAACCAUGAUUAUUUGAUGAAAGCAGAAGGUCUCGGUUUCUGUGUCUGUUGUUCCGCACCUGAGCUGAAGUGCUGAAUAAUUCAGCAGCCGGUGAAGAAUGAACGACUCUCUACACCAGACUGUCAGCAUCCGUGGCAGGGGGUUCAAACUUCUCAAGCCAGGCGCAUAACAUCAAAAACAUGGAGGAGAGCUCGAAGAUGACAGGGCCGAGGAAGGUGAGGUUCAAGCUGGCCUCGUCGUACAGCGGCCGAGUUCUGAAGCACGUCUAUGAGGACGGCCAAGAGCUGGAUAGUCCUGAGGAGAAGUAUCCUCACAGCUUCAUCCACACAAAGAUCCCUCAACACCUGGACGUGGAGCAGCUGUGCAGCUUCAAGGACGUUCAGGGUCACGAUGGAGAUCCUCCUACAGGUCUUAUAGCCCAGCGCAUUAACGUGUACCGUGCAGUGAGCGGCUUCAGACCUUUAACAUCUAGUGACCAAGAAGAUGAAAAGGCGGCGGUUUUAGACUUCGAAAAGAUCAUCAUCUAUACCAGCAACCUGAAGAUCAUCCGAUCUCCUAGUAAAAAGGUCGACGGUGGCGUAAGAUACCUUCACGGUCAAGGAGAAGGACGAGAGGGUUCUCCAGGCCGUGAAACCAGAUCUAAAGGGAGACACAGGACAAAAAGCACCCGUAAGGAGGAACGACAUCAUGCUCCUAAAGAAGAGGAGGCAGGUGGCUGUGAGCAGUGUGGAGGUUCGGGUUCAGCCCCGUGUUCUCAGUGUCAUGGCAGUAAACUGUCCAUGUUGGCAAACCGCUUUAACGAGUCGAUCCGUGAGUUACGCUGCCCGGCCUGCGAUCCGCACGGAUUAGAGCCGUGUCAGUCCUGUGUUCAGUCCUGUGUUCAGUCCUGUGUUCAGUAAAC